AUGGCUGCAGCGGGGCCGGCGCAGCCCCCGGUGGCGUUCGAGGACGUGGCUCUGUAUUUCACCCGGGCGGAGUGGGCGCUGCUGUCCGAGUCAGAGAAGCAGCUGUACGGAGACCAGAUGCAGAAGAAUUACCGGGCCCUGGCUUCCCUGGACUGUCGGGCGCUGAGUGCGGGUCGCUUGUACCAGCAGCCCCCGGUGGCGUUCGAGGACGUGGCUCUGUAUUUCACCCGGGCGGAGUGGGCGCUGCUGUCCGAGUCAGAGAAGCAGCUGUACGGAGACCAGAUGCAGAAGAAUUACCGGGCCCUGGCUUCCCUGGGCUAUUCAGGUUCCAAACCAGACUUAAUCCAGCGGAUUGAGCUAGGGGAGGCAGAACUCUGGGUUCAGGAUACCGAGGACUCCAUGGAAAGCUCCAGGUCUGAAAGCCCCUCCUCAGCAGGGCGCACGGUCCAGGGAGGAAUGAGGAGACAGCUGGAAUGUGGGGAGAGUGCGGGAGGAAAGCAGGAUCCCACGGCCCAUGGGGGGAACCAUGGACAGGUUGGAGUUGGUCCCCAUGCCGAGUGUAGAAACAGAGUCAGCCAGAGACCGGACCUGGCUGCAGGGCAACCGUCCCACAGCUGCGUGGACUGCGGGAAGAGCUUCAGCAAUGCCUCGGCACUGGCCCAGCACCGGCGCACGCACAGCGGGGAGCGGCCGUACCGGUGCUCUGACUGCGGCAGGGGCUUCAUCCGAGCCUCGGCACUGAAUCAGCACUGGCGCACGCACACCGGGGAGCGGCCCUACUGCUGCGCCGACUGUGGCAAGGACUUCGCUCAACUCUCACACCUGACGGCCCAUCAGCACACGCACACCGGGGAGCAACGGUACCGCUGUGUUGACUGCGGCCAGAGCUUCUGCUGGGCCAAAUCGCUGCACCGGCACCGGCGCAUGCACGCCAAGGCGUGGCCCUACCGCUGCGUCGACUGCGGCAAGGACUUCGGUGAUGCCGCCUCGCUGCACCGCCACCGGCGCACACACACCGGGGAGCGGCCCUACCUCUGUGCCGACUGCGGCAAGAGCUUCGGCAGCACCUGGACGCUGACCCAACACCGGCGCACGCACACCGGGGAGCGGCCGUACUGCUGCGCCGACUGUGGUAAGGGCUUCAGCAAUGCCAGCACGCUGACCCACCAUCGGCGCACCCACACCGGGGAGCGGCCCUUCCAGUGCACGGACUGUGGCAAGAGCUUCAGCAACGCCAGUGCCCUGACCCAGCACUGGCAUACGCACACCGGGGAACGGCCGUACCGCUGUGCCGACUGCGGCAAGGGCUUCGGCAGCGCCAGCACGCUGACCAAGCACCAGCGCCCCCACACUGGGGCCCAGCCGUACCGCUGCUCCACCUGCGGCAAGGACUUCAGCCAACAGGCAAACCUCACCCGGCAUCUAGCCACGCACGCUAACGCCUCUCGACCGCCGCCAGGGCCUGAGGGGCUUCCAGGAGCCCAUGGGCUUGACACAGCAGCACCAGAUACAGGCCAGGCUGUGGUUCAGGCUCCAUGAUGGACGGAGAGUCCAAGUGGGGACAAAGAAGGGAAUUUGUCUGAGCACUGCAGGGAAAAGGGUGGACAGAUGGAUUGUGGAGAAGCUCACGAGCUUAUUGUGCUUUGAGUUCAAUUGAUCAUGGUCCAUUUCAUUCAUGUGACCCUCCUACUCCAUUUCACUGGGAUUGGGCCAGGACACCUCAUAGUCUGCCAAACACACACACUCCCUGUAGGCUGUGCGCAUGUACAGCCGCUCAGGAGAAAUUCAAAUGCUUCCCAGCUGAUAAACAGAGCGCUCACAGUUAGGUGGAGUGUUUCUAUUGGUGGUGCACAUUCACACAUGCCUCGGUGCACAUAAAAAAUUAUUCCACGCAAUGAUGGUAAAAAUCCUGCCCACCGAUGGAAAAGAUUAGAAGGAACAUUGACACAAACCCCUUCCUGUCUGGGACCCAGCCAGGAACUCCCCGCCACAACCAUUGGUUCCAGCCAGGACACUCCAGAAGUGGGAUUUGCCAUCCCGUCUUGGUGUGGAUUGGUCUGAGGGAUAGAGCAGGACAGCCUGCUCUGUGUGAUUGGAAGACGGCUCAGGAACUGUUCCGUGCUGCCUUUUUAAAAACGGAAAUGUGAUCAAUAA
This is a messenger RNA of Pelodiscus sinensis (Chinese soft-shelled turtle), 2154 nucleotides long. NCBI's taxonomy places the organism in Eukaryota, Metazoa, Chordata, Testudines, Trionychidae. The record is from RefSeq and is a predicted model, not a curated record.